AUGAUUAUGAUAAAUGUAACCACAGCAAGUGGCUUCCUCCUCCUGGGGUUUUCUGACACCCGGGAGCUGCAGAUUUUACAUGCUUUUCUUUUCUUGGUGAUGAACCUGUUGGGCUUGGCAGGUAAUUUCAUUAUCAUCACCAUCACAACGCUGGACCCACAGCUCCAAUCUCCAAUGUAUUACUUCUUGAAGCACCUGUCCCUUCUCGACCUCUCCUCCCUGUCUGUCACUGUCCCCCAGUCAGUCCACAAUUCCCUGGCAGGAAGUGGAUACAUUUCCUACGCUCAGUGUAUGCUGCAGGUUUUCUUCUUCAUAUCCUUUGCCUGGGGUGAGGUGGCCAUUCUCACAGUGAUGUCCUAUGACCGCUAUGUGGCCAUCUGCCUCCCACUUCACUAUGAGGUCAUCAUGAGUCCCCGAGUGUGCAGGUUGGCUGUGACAGCUGUGUGGAUAAGCGGAGGCAUCACAGGAACCUUGUACACAGCAACCACAUUCUCUAUCAGAUUCUGUGGGGCAAAAAUAAUCCACCAGUUCUUCUGUGAUAUCCCCCAGUUGCUCAAGCUCUCCUGCUCCAAUGAUUACAUUGGUGUGGUUGGGGCAGUUGCUUUCAUGGUUGUGGUGGGAACCGCCUGUUUCACUGCCAUUUGCCUCUCCUAUGUCCAGAUAUUCUCCACAGUCCUCAGGAUGCCCUCUGCGGAAGGUCGGUCUAAGGUCUUUUCCACCUGCCUGCCCCACCUCUGUGUGGUCACAUUUUGUAUCACCACUGGUAUCUUUGCAUAUCUGAAGCCAACUUCAGACUCAACAACUGCUCUAGACCUCAUGCUCUCUAUGUUUUACACAGUACUUCCCCCAACAUUCAACCCUGUUAUCUACAGCCUGAAGAAUGAGGCCAUGAAAACAGCUGCAAGAAAGUUGCUGUUAAGUGACAGAUUCCCUGGAGGAAAAUUAAUUUUUUCUUGUUGCUCUUAG
Molecule: messenger RNA, 966 nt
Organism: Nannospalax galili (Upper Galilee mountains blind mole rat)
Lineage: Eukaryota; Metazoa; Chordata; Mammalia; Rodentia; Spalacidae
Product: olfactory receptor 14J1-like
Exons: 1
Coding region: 1-966 (321 amino acids)
Biological process (GO): G protein-coupled receptor signaling pathway
Cellular component (GO): membrane
Molecular function (GO): G protein-coupled receptor activity; odorant binding; olfactory receptor activity
Source: RefSeq, a predicted model, not a curated record